AUGAACGGUCUGCGUAUGAAAAAAAGUGAAUGGGCUUGUCGCAGCAACAGUUCGAGACGACGCAAAAAUAGUGAGGUUACGCCUUCGGACAGUGUCAGUUUUUUGAAAAAAAAGAGCUCUACCGCAAAAGAAAACGUCCAGAUCUCGGUGGUUGCUCGUCCGAUCCAUCACGUCGACAAUGUGUGCAUGUGCUACGAGAAUCGCGAGGAUUGUUCCACGUGCUCCGACUCCUCCGACAAAAGCGAUGUGAGAGCAAGGGCGCUCUGUGCACACUUUUGCACAAUUUUCAGAUUUUCGUGCUCGACUCGUCGGAAGAUUCGGAGCCGCGCCUACGCGGCGGUUCUUCGCCUGCUCUGUUGAGUUCCGACGACGGACCUUCGCUUUUCGAGGAGAAUUUCGCUGGAAAAUUCGAUAAAUUAACGGACUUUUCGUUUUUCGAUUUGAAUUCAAACUCUCCGCGCGACAAUCAUCCGCCGGUGAGAAGCGUUCGGUGGAGCGCACUUGCAUUUUCUCGCUUCAGAUUUGCGUAAAUCCGCCGCAAAACGGGGAAAUCGAGCGGAAAGCGAUGGAAUUCCGAACAUUUGUGCACGGCGGAGAGCACACGCUCGCACAGAUUCGCACGAUGGACGAGUUUCACAGAGCUGUGGUCAGUUUGUCCUAAAAAUAAAGAAACGUUUAUUUUUUCUAAUUUUCAGAUUGAAGACGAUCUGGACGCUCUUUCGCAAAGAAUCGCAGCAGAAAUCUCGUUGGAAGACACCCGAAUCGAACAGAUGGACCGGGCGAUCGGAGCGUUCACCACCCGCAAAUAUUUGAAGGAUUUGUGCGAAAAGGAGGUGGCCGAGACGCGAAAACUCUACAUGCAAACUUCUCUAGUAAGUCAUACACCAUUUUAGAAGUUUCAAAAAAGCACAAAAGUUCAGUUCGACGAAGACUUGAUGCGCUCGAAUUUGAAUCGAAUCGAAGAGUUGAAGGCGGGAAUGGAAUGGAGAACUUCCAAAGAUGACGACGUCUCCACUUGCCAAUCUUUUUGUGAGCAUACAAUGUUCGGUUUGUAGGAAACGUUUAUUUUUGUUUUCAGGUCCGGAUGACGUGUAA
Caenorhabditis sp. 36 PRJEB53466 is the source of this 1095-nucleotide messenger RNA. The record is from the annotation of a GenBank genome assembly. Lineage: Eukaryota; Metazoa; Nematoda; Chromadorea; Rhabditida; Rhabditidae.